AUGACAUUUGAAAUUGAUGAAGAUUUCCUAUUUUCGCUACUCGAAUUUACAAAAAUUCAAGGUCCCAGUACACAAGAAGAAACAGAAAUACCACUUAUCGAUGGCACUUUCGACAUUCCUGAACCAAAGUCGGCGGAAGGGGACAGUCAACUAUAUUUUGAAGUCCUUCAUAUCAACCCAAUGAAACUCAAUAUAUCAUUUGUUAGGACAGAAAGAAUCAAUGUCGAAAACAAACCUGCACCUCGCAAUCCGAUCAUGUUCUUUUUCAAUAUCUUGACUAUGGCAAUUGGCAACAUAAACGACGCUCCGAUAAAACUCAACGCCCUCGUCAUGGAAAAUAUUCGUGUCAGUUUUCCUGUAUUAGUGGAUCGGAUUCGACAACAUUACGGAGAAGCCUUCAUACACAAUAUUGUUGGCUCAGCAGACUUUUUGGGCAACCCUGUUGGUCUGUUUAAUAACAUCAGCUCAGGUGUUCUAGAUAUUUUCUAUGAACCCUAUCAAGGUUUUGUCAUGAAUGACCGACCGCAAGAACUAGGAAUUGGUCUCGCAAAGGGUGCGUCGAGCUUCAUCAAGAAAACUGUGUACGGCAUUACUGACAGUUUCUCAAAGUUCACGGGAAGCAUAGGAAAAGGACUUUCCGCCGCUACAUUAGAUAAGACAUAUCAAGAUCGUAGGCGUAUGGCACAAUAUAGGAACAAACCAAAGCAUGCAUUGUAUGGAGUAACUCAAGGAGCGAACUCUUUAAUAACAAGCGUCGGGAGUGGCAUAGAGGGAUUAGUUGUAAGAACACCAAUGCAACGUUGGUUUAUUUUCAUUCUUUUUGUUUUACUAAAGUUAUAUAUCUACACAAAGCGGAAACCGAUUGAAGGGGUUGAGAAAGAAGGUGCGGCUGGGUUACUGAAAGGAUUUGGAAAAGGCAUUGUUGGAUUCGUUACGAAACCUGUCGUUGGUGUAUUUGAUAUGGCAAGCGACGUGGCAGGAGGAAUACGUAAUACGACGAAUGUAUUUGAAGAAAGUAUCGAACAAGUUCGACCUCCACGAUAUGUAGAACGAGAUGGGAUAUUGAGACCAUAUCAAGGGAAGCAGGCUCUAGGUCAAUCAUGGUUGAAAAAAUUGGAAAAUGGAAAAUACUUCACUGAUGAUUACCUGGCACAUCUUGAACUUCGAGGAGAUGAACAAGCAAUAAUGCUAACGUGUAAGCGUAUUAUGCUGGUGAAAAGCAGAAGGUUGAAAGUUGAAUGGGAAGUUAAGUUCUCAGAUCUUCAAUCAAUCAAUUUGCAGCCUAAUGGGAUAUCAUUGUUCCUUCGGGACAACACUCCUGGACCAUUUAUUCCUAUUACUGAUGCAACAAGCAAAGAAUGGUUUGAGAAAAAGAUAGAGCAAGUCGUCAACGAAUUUAAUGCAAAGAAAAAGGCUGAUGAAGAAGAAUAA
Messenger RNA from Acaulospora morrowiae, 1431 nucleotides. NCBI's taxonomy places the organism in Eukaryota, Fungi, Glomeromycota, Glomeromycetes, Diversisporales, Acaulosporaceae. The record is from the annotation of a GenBank genome assembly.